AUGCAGCCCAUCUCGACCAUCCUAUCCUGCAUCCAAGCCGCCUCCCCUGCAUGCCCCUCGCUAUCCAAACACGCCUUCAUGGCGACCUCCCUCCACAAAAUCCUCACUACACUCAACAUCCCCUCCACCAUAACCCUCAUCACCACCCUAAUCCUAAACCCAGCCUUUAUCACCCCCUGGACAACGUACCGCGACUCCUACCUCCUCCACCCACGCUUCAAACGCGAGGGCCUCGAGAAAGGCGGCGAGGAUAUGGAUGUAUUUUUCGAGCACGUGGUCCGCGAAUUGAACGGCCGCACGCUCAAGACGUAUCGAUUGAGUAGGUACGCUGGUGGUGGGAGGAGCUGGAAUGUCCGGUUGUUCGCAUCGCUAGUGCAUAAUCUUACUGUGUCUGGGGCUGGAGGGUUCUUUGGGGCGGAGAAUGAGUCUGGGAGAGUAUGGGACUGGACGGAAGAGGAGGAUCGAGAAAGGUUGAGAGAGAUUUGUAGGAUGCUGUUUCGAGUUGUUAAACAUUUGCGUGGGGAGUAUGCGCAUGGUCAUGGAUUGCUGUUGGCGGAGAUUGAGGAGAGGGGGCCGUGUGUUUGGUUAAGUGGGGAUGGGGAAAGGGGCCUUAGGGAGGAGUCGUGUGUGUCGGGGAGGUCUGCGGAAUCGGAUUAUUCAGAGUUUAAGGUUGAAGAUGAAGAUGAGGAUGAAGUAGAUGAGGGUGUUGACCUUCUGGAUUUUGAAGAGCAAGAUUUGGACCUACGAGUUGAUGAGGACGAUAUGAAGACCGUGGAUGAUGAAGAUGGAGAGGUUGAUAAAGAGGUUGAUGAAGAUCCAAAUCGGUCUUUCAAACCUCUCUACGCGCGCAAAUUUAAGAAAGAGUGGAACGAUCGGGACUCCAAUGAACCUGACGGCGAGAAUCGACCGGAAACUAUUUUCUUCCAUGGAGAUCGAUAUGGAUAUCCACAGCAAAUUGCACAGCUGAACCGUAGUCAGAGACAGAACGGCCCAAAGGUAAAUCCAACGAUAGCCAACGCAUUCAGUCACCUUGCAAACGAUGCCGUUGCUGCACGUCGUAGUGGGGAUACUACAGCUGCUAUGAAAAUGUUUGGUCUUACUCCUAUUAGGGCCAGAAGCGGGCCUGUGGUUGUGGAAGGGGAAGGUGUCGCGUUUGCAAGCUCCAUACAGGAAGGGGAAGCCUUAGAGAAAACGGCAUUCCGGUCUUUAUUUCCACUACGAUAUGACGAUGAUGUUAGAUUCCUGGAUGAUGACUAUGCUGAGACGGAACCCAUCGAGAAUACGCAGAUAUCUGCCGGUGCGACCACGCAAAACUCGCCAUCACAAUCUCUCUCCCGAUAUGCAUCUGAAGAUGGCCGCUUUGGAUCCCAAGGCUCUGUAUAUGGAGACAUAGAGCCCGAUGCCGAUACGCAGAUCUCUGCUGACACACAUGAGUAUGUCGUAGAUAUCCAGACACUCAACAACUCCCCUACCUAUCUCAACCCAGUGGCUGGCACAGACUCAGAUCGGCCUUCAAGAAUCUCACAAACUCCUCCUAUUCGAGACGCAUCUCCCCUCAUCUUUGACGAAAACAUCACGAUACUCGGCCAACCCCCAACUACAACAAUAUUCAAAUGCCCGAAAUCCCAACGAUCCACCACUCUCGAUAUUGCAGCCCUGAGGUCAUCAAUCCAAAUAGCCAUGUCAUCGUCUAGAUCACCUCCUUCCCAGGCCGAGAAAAGCCUCUGGCCAGAGCAAAUUAGCCGCGUCAAUAAACCCCGCGAUAAUUCUUCACAGCUCAUCCGAAGCCAUACCCAACCUUUCGAAGACACUUCCUCAGAUGAAGAAGUAAUCUUCCUGCACGCCUUCACCCAUCGAAUAUCAGGCCAACCCGCACCCCCAACCUUAAUCAAACAAGAACCGCUCGAUUUCGAUUCCGACCACACUCCCUCACCUCUAUCACUUGAAACGACAAUCACUAACACUCCCCCAGGCCCUCUUACUCCCACUCCACAGCCUACGUGCCCGAAGAAUUUUCCAGCACCCUCGUCAACUCUGCAGAGUGAGCUAAAAAUGGCAGCUCACAGCGCGCGAGGGCCGUUCACGCGGUUGUCGGGUGAGAAUCCGAUUGUAGACAGAUCUAAGGGUGAGGAAUCGAGUGAGGAAGAUGAUUAUACGGAUUUGGAAUUUUCCGUGAACAGGGACGUACAAUCUGAGCAUGUUGAACCAGGUAUGGAGAGAGUGGAUCACGAUUUGCGAGCCGUGACAUCCACGCAGUUAAUUGAUGCUGCUUCUUCUUCGACAGCUAUGCAGCGUAGGAAAUUGCUUCUUGAUGCCGGCGCUUGUGGAGCUGCAGGUAAUCCAGCAACCUACACCCCCAUAAUCGCCACCUCCUCCCCAUCCAAGAAAAGCAAAGUAAUCCACGAGCUCCACGACUCAGAUCCAGAAGAACCCGACAUAGCAGCCCAGCUGAUCAAGAUGUUUCCGCCACCACCAGGAGGUAAGACGAAGUGCUCAGCUACACAAGAAGAACGAGUUAAAGAGGUGUCAGAUGAAUGGAAGAAGAUGCAGUUAGCGCAGGAUUCGGAAGGAGUGGAUUUGGGGAGUGGAUUUGAGGAUGGUGUUGGGUGUGUGCUUUGCUUUUUGGUGAUGUAUACUGGGGUUAGUGUAGUUCUUCGUAGCGGAAGCUAUAUCUUCGAUGCGAGUGUAAACUAUGCUAUGUUUACUUUCAGACUUCUGAGAAGUAGUGAUCGUUUGUUGGCCCUUUUGUGGGCCAAAGAGAUUAAGUUAACUGUGAAGGGAUCUUGA
Lindgomyces ingoldianus is the source of this 2787-nucleotide messenger RNA. RefSeq lists its product as uncharacterized. Bases 1 to 2787 code for a protein of 928 amino acids. Lineage: Eukaryota; Fungi; Ascomycota; Dothideomycetes; Pleosporales; Lindgomycetaceae. The transcript has 8 exons. The record is from RefSeq and is a predicted model, not a curated record.